Molecule: messenger RNA, 4751 nt
Organism: Anopheles funestus (African malaria mosquito)
Lineage: Eukaryota; Metazoa; Arthropoda; Insecta; Diptera; Culicidae
Product: putative thiamine transporter SLC35F3
Exons: 11
Coding region: 1056-2876 (606 amino acids)
Source: RefSeq, a predicted model, not a curated record
UGUUAUGCUUAUUACAAUUGCAUAAUACAAACUCUGAUCGUACAUUUAAUUCCCUAGUCCUACAGAAACUUCACUUGUUAUAGUAGAAAGCAACAAAUCAAAGAUAGUUGUAUCUGGUCCCAUUAAAGGCAUCAUAAAAUUGCAAGUAGAUUUAAUAAUAUGUUUGAAUAAAACUGUUUAAAUGAAUAUGCAUACCCAUGUGAGCCAUUCCUAGAAAGCGCUGGGUUCUCUUUUCUUUUUCUUUCUAGAUUGAAUCAUGUUAUUGUAGAAUCUUUAGUUUUUAUGAAAUUAGUUAGUUAUACUCAUUACACCUAUUACGAUAGCAUUAAUAAUUUUAAUAUAACAAAAUUGAGAAUUAAAAUCAGAAGCAUCUUUCCCACGACAUAAAACAGCAAGGAAGCGUUACGAUCGUAUAUCGUAACGCACCGUUAUUUUUGCAUACACUACCAUGGAACUUGUACACUCCAAAAACGAUGCGUGUGCGCUGUGAGUUCUAAGUGAGUGUUGGAUCUUUUAUUUCCAUUGGUAUGAAAAGUAUAAACGUUUCCGAGGCACAUGUUUUCUCUGUUUUACUCAAUGGGUAAGAUUGUAAGCUGGCUUCGGGUUUUCACGAAUUCCAGAAAUAGAGAACCACGGGAAUGUACGCAGCCAUUAUGCAUAGAGCAAGCAUCCUGGCAGUGUCGCACGUUCAUUGUUCCGCUACUGUUGCCCAAGUAUUGCCCCUUGUUGGAUGAUAACUUGUGUUUCAAAGCGGGAGUAAUUGUGCGUUUAAUUCAGUGAUAGUGAUCAAAACCGUUAUCUACGUUAAUUAGAUCUGUGUGUUGUGUUCUGAAGGUUGUGCCACAUAUAAAACAGUGUUUAUAGUAAUGAAAGAAAGAUAAAGAUGACUGUUUGAAGCUAAAUGAACAAAUGAUUGCAGCAUCGAAAUUUAAGGCACCAUAUCAGCGUGAAAGUGAAAUGGAGCACCAAUGAAAGCAACUUAUUGCGCCUAAAAUGUUAAACAGAAGUAUCGAGACGUCACGUAAGGUUAAGUCGAGCUACAAGGGACAGCGGACAUGGUAGAGAACGCCAUGACACGGGAUAGCGAAAUACCGGCCAUUUUCAACCCGAAACGCGUUCGUGCUCCGUCUGUUGUGGUGACAGGAGACUCCCCAAAUGGACCCUUUGGAGGUUUCACGAACAACGUGCCACAGAUUACACAUUCGGAUUCGGUGACCUCGAGCCAGCACGAUGGUCAGGACAGUCUGAUCGGCAUCACGGUGACCGGUGGAAUGCACGGCGGUUGUGAUACACCGACCUCACAGCCACAUGCGCUCCUCGGUGGUGGGGGCGGUCUGGGAACGGGCAUCGGUGGUGGCCCUGGCUCAGUGAACCCAGCACCGUCGAGUCCACCCUCCACCUCGCGCUUAAAGGCCUGUCGGGCUUCGUGCUGCUCGGAGUUGGCGCAGAAGAUGUACUUCGGUGUGUGCGUUACAGUACUAGUGACGGCCUCGUGGGUUGGUGCAACUCACUGCAUCAAGUUCCUGUACCUGCGCCGAAAUACCUACGCUUCCACAUUACCUCCACACCUGACCGCGUUCAUCACCGACGGAACGACCGACACGGUAUCGGGUGUUGCGGCACCAGACCAAAACUCCACCUCGGCCAUGAUAGUGCACGGGUUUGGACCAACCUCGUCGUUUCUGCCCUCAACGGCCAAACCGAUUGUUACAUCCGAUCGUAUCGCACCCCCGGUUACGACGCACGUCUUCAAUGCGCCCUUCUUUGCCUCGUGGUUCUGUACCAACUUCGCAAUACUCUUCUUCCCGAUCUACAUUCUGGGGCGAGUUGCGAUCAAAAAGUGCGAUGGAACCGGCGAAGUGUUGGGCGAAAUACUGCGAGGCUUCCGUGACCGGGGCUUCACUAUAGGGCGCUUCCUGAAUCGUUGUCUCACGUUCUGCAUCCUGUGGCUACUCACCACGUAUCUGUACGCGCUCUCGCUCAAGGCCCUGCUGGCAACCGACGUGAUGGCACUGUUCGCGACGAACGUCGCCUGCGUGUACUUGCUGGCCUGGGUAAUACUGCAGGAACAGUUUGUCGGUGUGCGGAUUGUUGCUGUGAUACUUUGUGAUACGGGUAUUGCGCUGCUAGCCUACAUGGACGGAAUUACGGGUAGCCCGACGUUGGGCGGAGUGGUUUUGGCGGCCCUGGCCGCUGCCGGAUAUGCCGUCUUCAAAGUAAUGUUUCGCAAGGUGAUGGGCGAUCCGCCGGUCGGUCAGAUUGCGUUCACGUUCUCGAUUAUCGGCUUUCUGAACGCGGCCAUCCUGUGGCCAGUCUGCAUAGCGCUCUACUUUACCGGUGCCGAAAUUAUGCCCUGGGAAACCCUUCCCUGGGUGGUUCUGUUGAUGGCCAGUGUCUUACUGCUAGUAUUUCACAUCCUUACACAGUUCAGCAGUGCCGUUACGUACAACAUGUUCGUCACCCUGGGACUCAUAACGGCUGUACCCGUGUCGGCUGCACUCGACAUUGUGCUGUACGGGGCUCACUUUGCCGGUAUGAAGCUGGCCGGUAUCAUAUUGAUAGCAGUCGGUUUCUUUCUCGUAAUGUUUCCGGACAAUUGGCCCGAUUACAUCACCCGUUUGCUGCGAAAAACUGGUCGCGCAUUACUAAGAAACCAAUGUUGUUGUGAUACUGCUGAUAAUGAUUACGAAAAUUCGAAAUAUCAUCUUGUUGGGUCACAACGCGAGAUAUACUACAAAAGAGUCGGCCAGCCUUUUGUAGAAGGGAUAUUGUCGUUGCCUCACCCACCUCUACUGUCCGAUAGAACGUACAUCUGCACAACUCACCGUGUGUUUUGUGUGUAUCGCGUUGCCGAAUGUAGUUCUAGCUCUUCCUAAAGAUACAUUCGUUCGAAACAAAAACGAAACAUACAAAAACAUAUUGCCAAAUGAAACUAAAACUGCUAAAACGACUGCUAGAAGAAGCCCCAGUGCGAAGGAAGACGCUGUUUGAAGGCGAUCAAAGGUAAGUUAGUAUACUGCGCUGUACGAUAGUGCUCGUAACUCAGUAGUUCAACAACAUUAAUUGAUGAAAGCGGUUUUUCAGUAAACCAACACACGAUCGAUUGAUACACACUUAGUAGCUAAAUGAAAACCACUUCUUUUUCCUCUCAAUGUAUUUUCUCUCUUUCUUUCUCUUUCUCUCUCUCUUUCUCUCUCUCUCUCUUUCUCUCCUUCGCAAACUACUUAUUCUAUGAUGAACUAUGCCAUUACACCUACACUACGAACUCUUCUGCUCCACAAUCACCAAAAUGUUCCUUUUUCACUUCCCGCUACUAAUGUUUUGCAUAUUUAUUUGUAUUCACGAUAAUAAUCCUUCCAUCCUCCCAUGUGGGAUUUUUUGAGCUGACUGUUAAUGAUAAUGAUUAAUAUUACUUUUAACUGUCUGGGGCGUCCAAUGAAACCAAAUGCUGUAACAUGUGGGAAUACAUCAACGUCAUGAUCAACUUUCUGUGAUGUUCGUGGGACGUGGGAUGGCUGGGGUGGUUCUUGGAUGUGAUUGUUGCAAUUAUGUAUUCUCAGAUUAAUGCAGAAAUGGGCAAGCAAAACGUUAUGUUCCUCUUCAAACAUUCAUGCAAUGAUCCUCUCUUAACCGAACAAGUUAUGUUAGAAGUUUGAUGGUAAUCACAUUUUUCCCAACACGGAUUCAACACCUAAAACAUUUUCAAACUUAAACACUUAUGCAUAUAUUCACCUGGACUGUAUUGUAACCUGACAACAACGAAAGGUAAAAGAUUAACCUUCCCGCUAUACUAAUAUAUAUACGUUGUGCUGCUUUGCUUUCACCAUGUUUAAAUAUAUCCCUCACCUGUAGCUUAUUAUGUGUAUUUUUUAAUUCUCUAUAAACGAACAAACAGAAAAUACCCGAUCGAUGCACAUGAUUAUGUUUAUCUCUAUUGGCUUUGCCGCCUACAUAUGUCUCAUAAUAUUAGCUUUUUCUGCCUUUCCAUCACCUGUUUCAUUAUUUGCUUUGUCAAUUUUUAGUAUUAGAAACAUAGAUCUUCCCAUCGCAGUUAUAUUACAUGCGUAUAAUUUCCAUGUUUAAUUUUAUUCUUUUUUAUCCUAAUGUUCGCCGUGCUGUUUGCUUCAUUCAUCUCUCUUUCUCUCUAGCAUGUAAAAAACAACACAUCUAUGUUCAUAUGAGAUAGUCAUCCUGUUGAUUAACUUCGAGGGCGUCAUCAGCUAGUACUUCUAUGUUACUAAUCCCUCAUUUUCUAAUCUUCAUCUUCAUGGUUAAUGUAUUUUAUCCUUUGUUAUUUUUUUUCGUUCGACGUGAAAAUUUAAACUGAGAGAAAGAGAGCGAAAUGUAAUUCAUUGUUUAGAGAAGGAUAAUGUUCCAUCACAAAACUGUUGUGUACGGCAGUGAUGAAUCCUACCUUUAAUAGAUUGCUUUGCUUUCCUAAACAGAAAAACAAGAAAACAAGCGAUCGCUGCAGCAGCAGAUCGAACGUCCAGUUAUUCCAACAUUGGCUUCUUUAUGGCUGUACUAUCAAUUUUUGGUUCAUCUGUUACCCGUUUCCUCUCACCUGUAACCUAUACUUACAAUGUUUUAGUUUUGCAGAUCUUAUUUAUCAUCACCGCUUCUCUACACCGGCUUUAAUGUUGGUAAAAAAAACAGCUUGCCUGUUCCGUGCACUAAUCCUGCGCUGUUUUUUUUUUAUUUUUUCUGAUUUCUUUUCCAUCGCUACCCACCUAUUCCGCCCUCCUUCCUGC